CUGAUUUCCCGAAGAGCCGCCGUCCGCAGAUCGAGGCUCAGCACCGAUCGAUCAUCAUUCGGUAAAAGCGUUGCUCGCAGAUCGCCGGCGAUCGAAAGUCUUCUCCUGGGCGCCUUACCCCCGGACUUCGAUUUGCCAAGUUCUUAGUCAGCCGCGGCUUUGGUCCAGCAUUCGAACCGAUCUGCCGAUCAGUUUCCUCUCGACAACUGGCCGGGUGGGAGGUGGGCAAAUUUUCGCCUUGCUGAGCUGCGACGAGAGGAUAUACAUUGCAAGUACUCACGCACCCAGUUUACGGUGGAACUUUGAAUUUCCGGGCGAAUUUAUGUCGAAGGAAUAUUAGUUGAUUUUACCGGUUUUCGCGAAACUCGAAAGAUUAUUUUCGAAUCGUAAUACCUGCCAGUGUUUUCCCGUUCCUGCAGCUGUGAUUCGUGAUUGAUCCGGGGAUCCGCCGAUCGAAACGAGAACGACACGAUGUCGGGAAUAUUGGAAUGGUAUCGGGACGUGAUGUACAACAAGAAUGAUCCGAGGACCAGCGAGUGGUUCCUGAUAUCCGGUCCAGGUCCGAUAGUGACGAUAGUGGUGACUUACGUAUACUUCAGCGUAUGGGCGGGUCCCAAGUACAUGAGGGACAAGAAACCAUACUCGUUGAAGAGCCUGCUCCUCGUCUACAACUUCACCCAAGUACUAGCGAGCAUCUACUUGGUCUACGAAGGCCUGAUGUCCGGAUGGCUUUACAACUACAGCUACACGUGUCAGCCUGUUGAUUAUUCAGAAAGCCCAGAAGCUAUGCGGAUGGCGAGAGCGGUGUACCUCUACUUCAUCUGCAAGCUUAUCGAGCUCCUGGACACCGUGUUCUUCGUCCUGCGAAAGAAGCAGCGACAAAUAUCGUUCCUCCACGUUUAUCACCACGCCAUGAUGCCGAUGUGCGGAUGGAUCGGCGUCCGUUUCGUGGCCGGUGGGCACCCGACGCUCCUCGGUGUGAUAAACUCGUUCAUCCACAUAAUCAUGUACUCGUAUUACAUGCUCUCGGCGAUGGGACCGGAAGUGCAAAAGUACCUCUGGUGGAAGAAGCACCUUACGUCGAUGCAGAUAAUACAGUUCUGCAUAAUAUUCGUCCACAACGCCCAGAUGAUGUUCAACGACUGUAAGUUCCCGAAGCAGCUCACCGUCCUUCUUCUCCUCAACGCCUCCGCCUUCCUCUACAUGUUCGGCUCGUUCUACGUUAAAAACUACAUGAAGAAUGUCUCGUCCAACCCCCAGAAGCUCGUGAAAAACGUCAACGCCGUCGCCAACGGCUCGUCGCAAGCUCUGAAGGCCGAGUAAAUGUCGUAAAUUUAAAACGUCCGGCUUCUUUCUUUCAUCCAUCUUUCGCAUCGAGCGUUUUUCCGAGGUGCCGCAAACUUCCGGAGAUAAAUUUUACUCGAAAAUUAACUCCCGGUUAUGGCACGUUAAGAACAACGGAUGCUAAUAACCGUUGACAGUUACUGAAUAUUUUUAAAGAUUAGUUUAGGAUAAGUGAAAUAUGAUGGAUAGAAAAAGCCUAGACAUUUUAUGUAUUCUAAUAGACAUUAUCGACGAAUGAUGAACUGUACUUAAAUUAUAGAGCCUGAGAAUUUAUUCGAAACAUUAUUACAUACAAAUUAGGCUCGCGGAAUACAUUUAGUUUUAUGACUUUAUUUUCAUCAUUAACAAUUCUUACAUUGUACACUCAAAACUGAUAACGGUACCUUGUAGAUAUAUGAUGACCUCGUGUUAUUGUAAAACGAAACUUUUCUUGUUUUUUUCUUCAAAUUAAAACGCGUCAUUUUUUUUUUUUUUUUUCUCACCGUGGGUCGUAAUUUGUACGUAACGAUAGGAAUACAGAGGAUCGGUAAAGAUAACGAAAUGACCGUUUCGAAAGUGAACAAUUAAAAUGUAAAACUAGAACUCAAAGCAACGAUGAUCGUGACGGUGAUAAUAAUAAUAAUAAUAAUAGUGAUAAUAAUAUUGUAAUUGUACAUUGUGUAACAGGUACCGUCUAGCGGUGUUCGAUGCGAUCUAAAAAUAAUUUGGAGACAAUUAAAUUUCAAUGCGAGGUACGUCAGGUUGAUGAACCGUUUUCUUUCAAUCCUAUUGAAAGUAUAGGUUUUACAAGCAAAGGAAAAAAAGGAACCAACGGGCUUGUAGUUUUUAUUAUACCGAUACAUUGUGUAAUAUUUUCGCCAGUCAAUAUAUUUAUUUAAAAUGUUGUACAUAUAUAUAUAUAUAUAUAUAUAAAUAACUAACAAUGUGUUAUUUCUGUACUUUACCAUGUGUUAUACAUAUAUCAGAUAAAAAUAUUUUAUAAUAAGAGACCAAA
Messenger RNA from Neodiprion virginianus, 2338 nucleotides. Its product is annotated as elongation of very long chain fatty acids protein-like. The record is from RefSeq and is a predicted model, not a curated record. Lineage: Eukaryota; Metazoa; Arthropoda; Insecta; Hymenoptera; Diprionidae. Gene Ontology annotation, cellular component: endoplasmic reticulum membrane. The transcript is spliced from 4 exons. The coding region runs from base 472 to 1323 and encodes 283 amino acids. Gene Ontology annotation, molecular function: fatty acid elongase activity. Gene Ontology annotation, biological process: very long-chain fatty acid biosynthetic process; fatty acid elongation, monounsaturated fatty acid; fatty acid elongation, polyunsaturated fatty acid.